Molecule: messenger RNA, 854 nt
Organism: Triticum urartu
Lineage: Eukaryota; Viridiplantae; Streptophyta; Magnoliopsida; Poales; Poaceae
Gene: ADF6
Product: actin depolymerizing factor 6
Biological process (GO): actin filament depolymerization
Cellular component (GO): actin cytoskeleton
Molecular function (GO): actin binding
Source: RefSeq, a predicted model, not a curated record
AACCAACAGCGCUCCCUCUGAAAAAAGAGAACAGCAACGGGAAUAAUCUCGCCUCCUUUCCUCCUCCCCCUCCCCGUCCGCGUGCGAUCGACGCGGAGGCGCCGCCCGUCCCCCUCCGCUCCGCCCCGACCCGACCCCAUGGCCUUCAUGCGCACCUCCUCCAAUGCAUCCUCUGGCAUGGGAGUUGCUCCUGAUAUCAGGGAGACAUUCCUGGAGCUUCAGAUGAAGAAGGCAUUUCGCUAUGUCAUCUUCAAAAUAGAAGAAAAGCAAAAGCAGGUUGUUGUGGAGAAGACGGGGGCUACAACUGAGAGUUAUGAUGAUUUCCUGGCUUGUCUCCCAGAAAACGACUGCAGAUAUGCCCUUUAUGAUUUUGACUUUGUUACUGGGGAGAAUGUGCAGAAAAGCAAGAUUUUCUUCAUUGCCUGGUCCCCUGACACAUCGCGCAUCCGCGCCAAGAUGCUGUACUCCACCUCCAAGGACCGCAUCAAGCAAGAGCUCGACGGGUUCCACUACGAGAUCCAGGCAACUGACCCGACCGAGGUGGAGCUCGAUGUCCUCCGCGACCGGGCGCACUAGGGCGGAUCGAUGAUCACCUGUGGGCUUCAGCCGGAUGCAAAUCCAUGCUGUCCGUGGUAAUGCUGUUGCCGCAGUGCUGUUAAUAAGACAGAUAUAUCCAGGUUUCCUGUAAAACGUAAGAGUAUCAUUCAGCUGUUAUGCAUGGCUCUAGCUGAUGAAGUGUUGUCCGAGGUCUCUCUACUCGUAUGAUGUCGGAGCCUGUAAACGCAAGAAACACCCCUGAAAAACGCAUGUGUUGUGGUAUUAAUACUGGUUUGCUAGGCUUGGAUUCUCCUGAA